CAGGUUAUGCCCAUAAUGCACCGCGCUAUGGAAUUGUUGCACAUUAUAAACAAAACGGUGGCUGCCGGAGAAUGUGACAAAAUGGCUACUACCCAUGUAAUUAAACAUUUCAAUGAAAACAAUGAAGUCGGCGACAUAAUCAAUCGCGUCAUUAAGAUAUGCAGAGAUGAUAUCGCUUUAGAAUCUGACUUGGAAAGACUAACUGUUAUUCUAGAUGAAUAUCAAGAGCAGCCUCAUUUGCUAGAUCCAUACUUAGAAGAAAUAAUUUGCAGUUGCCUGGACACUGUAAAAGACAAAGAAACCCCAGAAGAAGCCUUUCACCAAACCUUUAGAUACCUCUAUUUGAUUUGCAAGACAAGAGGAGCAAAGUAUGUUUUAAGAUUUUUCACACAUGAGGUGGCUGAUAUGGAACCUGUCCUGCAUUCUCUAUCUCAGCAGAACAUUCAUGAUUUUAAGACAUGGCAGACACGGUAUUGUUUGUUGCUAUGGCUGUCAAUCAUUUGUAUGAUUCCUUUUGACCUGGUCAGAUUUGAUGGAUCAUCAAAUGAAAAUGGAAACGGCAUAAUAGAUUCCAUCCUUAGCAAUGUCAAGAAAUUCAUUUCUGUUGCUGAUAAAUCAAGAGAUGCUGCAGCUUACCUUCUUGCCAAAUUUCUUUCACGCCCUGAUGUUAGAAAGUUGCACCUUUCAGAAUUUCUACAUUGGUGCAUUGAUGUCAUAAUGAGGGCCAAUUACACUGCGUCAAUGGAAGGCUUAAAUUCAGUCUAUGGCAGUUUAUCAGUCCUUUGUUAUAUUUUUAAACACGGGAGUAGAGAGGACUUGUUAGUUCAUGCUGUUGACAUAUUUAGGAAAAUAGAAGAAAAAGAAUUUGCUUACACAUUCGACAUUCUUUUGAAAAAGCUUACCACCAAAGUUGUCCAGCGACUUGGCCUUUGCCUUUUGAAACCAAGACUAGCGCCGUGGAGAUAUCAAAGAGGAAAUAGAUCUCUGCUUCAUAAUCUUCAAAACCCCUACAACAAUGCUCAAUGUCUUUCAGGAAAAGGACAGGGUGUUGAUGACGAUGGAGGCUGCGAAGAGGAGAACUACGAGGUACCAGAAGAUAUUGAGCAAAUCCUCCAGCACAUGCUUUUUGCACUGAAAGAUAAAGACACAGUAGUUCGAUGGUCUGCGGCAAAAGGGAUCGGAAGAAUAUGUGGCCGAUUGCCAAAAGAUUUAGCUGACGAUGUUAUCGGGAGUGUUCUGGAGUUUUUCAAUCCAAUGGAGCCGGAUACAGGCUGGCACGGGGGGUGUCUUGCGUUAGCAGAACUUGGAAAAAGAGGCUUGCUUUUGCCUGAGCGAUUACCUGAAGUGGUUCCAUUGAUUUUAAAGGCCCUUGUGUUCGACGAGAGGCAUGUCAGUUAUAGUUCAGGCGCAAAUGUGCGUGAUGCUGCUUGCUAUGCAUGUUGGGCAUUUGCAAGGGCAUACGAGCCCAAGGAACUAACUUCUCACGUUACAAAAAUAGCCAGUGCCCUGGUCAUCGUGUCCUUGUUUGACAGAGAACCAAACUGUCGUCGUGCUGCUUCGGCAGCUUUUCAGGAGCACGUUGGCCGACAGGGCACUUUUCCUCAUGGCAUAGAUAUUCUCACAACUGUUGAUUACUUUUCCGUUGGAAAUAUCACAAACUGUUACAUCAAUCUCAGUGUUUUCGUCGCCAAAUUUCCAGAGUAUACACAAGCAAUCAUUGACCAUUUGGUUGAUUACAAAGUUUGUCAUUGGGACAGGAACGUCCGUCAAUUAGCAUCGCAGUCUCUUGCGAAGUUAACAGCUGUAUCACCUCAUUACAUGAAGUGCAACGUUUUUCCAAGUAUCCUUUUGCUGAUAAAUUCAACGGAUUUGAAUACAAGACAUGGUGCCUUGCUUGCAGUCGCAGAAGUCGGCGAGGCUAUCUAUUCCGUUUGUGCCGAUAAGAGUGGCUUGUUAGAUGGUGAAAGUUUACAUCGAAUAGAGAAUAUCGUAUCUUUUUUAAAGGAAAACAACUAUUUCAACGGCCUGGAGGGCGACUUCAUGAGAACCGCAGAAUCUAGCUGUGAGGAGGGAGGAAAGGAUGAUAGUAGUAAGUAA
Molecule: messenger RNA, 2097 nt
Organism: Rhopilema esculentum
Lineage: Eukaryota; Metazoa; Cnidaria; Scyphozoa; Rhizostomeae; Rhizostomatidae
Source: RefSeq, a predicted model, not a curated record